CUAUGUUUGGACUUUAAACAAUAUUACGGACGUAUCAUAGUUGCGCAAUAGAACGCAAAAUUUGUUGAAUUCAUAAUUUUUUGCUGUACUUUUUGAAAGACACCCUUAUUAUUUACAAGAAACUGUGCCCUCGAAACAGCGGUUCACAGAAAAAAAUCUGGUUAAAAAUAAACCGCGGAGAAUCGCGAUAGCUGUACUAAAUAUCCGCUUAACGGUUGUUUGUAUUACAAUCGCCUGCAGUCAAAUUAGAAUCGAGGGGAAAAACGCGAGUUGGAUUUAAAACUUUCGAAGACUUGGCGGUUCGAAUUCGGCUCACCCCGAGCUACCCCGAUUUUGUCCGAGUUGCGAGAGAGACAGCGUAAUUCUAACAUGGCGGCUUAAGAGUUCUGUGGUGAUUUUCAUCCUAGUAGGGAUUCAACCCUUUUGUUUUAGUGGCCCCGUGUUUACAAGAAAAGGCCAAAACAAUCUCUUCCAAGUGGUUGUGCAGCAAAUGUCUAAAAUUAAUUAUCGAUAUCUACAACCGUCAUUGUUUCGUCCAGGAGUAGGCGCUUCAGCACUCUCUAAUAUGUCUUCCCAACGUUUCUGUUUGAGGUGGAACAACCACCAAUCCAAUUUAUUGUCAGUUUUUGAUCAGCUUCUGCACGAUGAAAGCUUUGUUGAUGUCACUCUUGCAGUAGAAGGACAACUUCUGAGGGCUCAUAAGAUGGUUUUAUCUGCAUGUAGCCCAUAUUUUCAAGCCCUGUUUGUUAAUCACCCUGACAAACAUCCCAUUGUAAUUCUCAAAGAUGUCCCAUAUAAUGAUAUGCGCAGUCUACUUGAUUUUAUGUAUCGAGGUGAAGUUUCGGUUGACCAAGAUAGACUUACAGCCUUUUUGAGGGUAGCAGAAAGUCUUAGAAUAAAAGGUUUAACUGAAGUCAAUGAGGAAAAAUGUGACACAAUUACAUCUUCUUUGAUGCAACAACAAGGAAACAAUCUUCCACAUUUACAAAGGCUACAGCCCCAGAAAAGAUUUGGAAAUACAUUAAAUAUGUUAGGAAAUGCUCUCAUGCAGCCUAAAAGGAAACGAGGUAGGCCUAGGAAACUUUCUGGUAGUUCGAAUGGUGUUGAAGAUUAUGAUAGGAAUGAUUCAUUAGUGACAGGAAGUCCAGAGAUGUUAGAAGUUAAAAUGAGUAUGGAUGGUUUUUCUGGUCAUAAUUCUGACUCAAGUAGUGGAAAGCCAGACAAGGAAGAGACAGAUGAAGUUAAAGUUAAGAAAGAAUCAGAGCCAGUUGCUGGAACUUCCAAAGAACAACAAGGAUUGAACAAUUCAGUGCCUAAGAACAAUGAUACAGAAGCACAAACUUCAGGUAAGUUUAAAUUGAUAAAAAAAUAAGUUUUGUUCUGAUUUAGGAAGUAAUUUUUGAAGGCUCUUGGUGAAACAAUUUAAUUAAAGGAAGGUAAAAACAUUUGGAAUGGUUUCACUUAUAGAAAUAUUUUUAACUUAUUAGGGCAUUAAGUACUGCAAUUCCAAUACAGUUAUUUUCUUUGAAUCCUACUCAACUUAAGUAGUAUAAACUUAUUAACCCAAGAGAGAGUUAAUAAUUUUCCCUAUGGAAGGUGGUGUAACAGUUUAAAAUUAUUUUUAUGGGUCUUUUUAUAUUCAUUUAAUGGUAACUAUUAUUGUAAGGAAAUGCCAUUCCAAUAAAGU
This is a messenger RNA of Agrilus planipennis (emerald ash borer), 1687 nucleotides long. RefSeq names its product protein tramtrack, beta isoform. Gene Ontology annotation, cellular component: nucleus. Lineage: Eukaryota; Metazoa; Arthropoda; Insecta; Coleoptera; Buprestidae. The transcript has 2 exons. Gene Ontology annotation, biological process: regulation of transcription by RNA polymerase II. Bases 491 to 1372 code for a protein of 293 amino acids. Gene Ontology annotation, molecular function: protein binding. The record is from RefSeq and is a predicted model, not a curated record.